Messenger RNA from Panicum virgatum (switchgrass), 2354 nucleotides. RefSeq lists its product as uncharacterized. The record is from RefSeq and is a predicted model, not a curated record. The transcript has 2 exons. The coding region runs from base 816 to 1277 and encodes 153 amino acids. Lineage: Eukaryota; Viridiplantae; Streptophyta; Magnoliopsida; Poales; Poaceae.
AAUUUCCCCGCGUCCGGCCGAAGCGUCGCUGACAGCACCGAUAGGACCAGACGGAACGCGACAGCACAUGGUGGUGGUGGCGGGCCGUCACCGUAGUCUCCGCCAAAUUAAAUGUCUGCAUCGCUGGAAGGCGCAUGCAUGUGGAUCCACAUGACCUUGCCGGCGUCAAGUUCCACGGCUGCUCAUUCAUUCAAAUUACUAGGAUCAUUAAAUAAUCGGCGUUCGAGGUCCUGGUCGACAUCCCGUGAUGGGCGGGGUUGGCGACUGUGGAAAAAUUUGGUUCCGUUCGUUCAAACAAUUGCAACCUUACGUUAUGCCACGGGCUCCGUCAGGGGCAUAACCGAACUCUCUCGGGCAAGAUUUUUUUCUUUCUUUCUUGUGUUCUCGAUCACCCACCGCAUCGUGUAGUACUCCAUGGUCGCUGAUGCCCGUAGUCCGUGGACCGUUCCUUUCGUCGUUGCUUCCACGCAACUUCGUGCCUAUCGCCAAUGGCAUUUAUUGAUUUCUACGACAGGAACCAUGAAAGCGAUUUUGCAGGGAAAUCGCAGGUCACAGUUGUCCCCACCCCACUUGAGUACAUUUGCAAGUGGGUCUUAUGGCCUUUUCUUUUCAUUUUUAAAUUUUCUUGGUAAAAGAGAGCUUCCUUGUUAUAGCGUCGCGAGUUCGAACCCGGGCGAGCGCAGGUUUGGGUCUCGUUCGGUUCCCGGCGUCCAUUUACCGUGUCCAGUCUCUAGCCAACCCUCGCUCCGUGCUCGCGGUCCGCGGUGCGCGCCGCCGGCGAGCUGACGUCAGCCCGGCGUUGGGGCCCACGUGUCAUGUCGGCCGAGAAGACCCAGAUGGCGGAGGAACCCCUGCUCCCCGCGGAGGCGGGCGCCGCUGCGGUGCCGCCGGGGCGCCGCGAGGCGGACGCUGGCGGCGGCUUCUCGUGGCUCACGGCGCUGGGGUUCCUCUUCCUCACCUUCAACUCGGGCAUGGCCAUCUAUCGCUCCAACGGGGACGCCGCGGCGGUCGCCUUCGUGGCCUUCUCCUACGUCGACCUGGUGCUGCUGUUCUGCUGCCUCCGCUGGUUCGAGAGCGCCGCGCCGGGCUCGCCCGCGAGGGGGCACCUCAAGGUGGCCGUGUGGGUGCUGACCACCCUCCUCACCCUUGCUUUUUCCUACAAGGUGGCGGCAAUCAUGCCCGUGCCGGUGCAGAUCCUCGUGUGGGGAAUGGCCGCGGCGACCGUGCUCGGAGGAUUUUACGCCUUCUUCCUGCACAGGGAAGGCAAGGAUGGCUAAGCCGGCGUGGCACAGCUUGGUUAGGGAGCCUUGUCCUGACUUCGGUAUCAAAUGGUCCGAUAUUCCUAACCAAGGUAAAUGUUUUUCUUAGGAAGAUUGGGCACAAUUUGGACCUAUUUGGACUGCACCUGGGGCAUUUUUUUGCCACCACCGACCUAUCCUGCCAGUCUCGUGGAAUCCCAUGGUUGGCGACUCUCGCUGUCGGGACUGGCCGUGGUGGUCUCUUUGUUGCGCCCGCACCUUGUCGCCCCAGCUCGCUCAUUCCCACACCCAUCGCUGUCAGACUUGCCAUUGCUCGCCGUGAGCGAGAAUCCAAUGGGCAUCUGACGCGCCGCCGCCGCCGCCGCAACCAACCGCAAGCUAAUGAUGAUACUACCCGCUCGCUCAUUCCCACGUCCGCCGCUGUCCGCCUCGCCAUAGCUCACAAUGAGCGAGGACUCAUCGGACACCGGACACGCCGCCACCCCCGCCGCCACAGUCACCAGCCACUGCCGCGAACCAUGAGCUACCCUUGUAGCGGUAGCCAUACCAUACUCCCCAUUUACCGCCGCCUCUACAACGGCCUACGAAUGCCGUCGGUGCCUGAACUCGCCCGAGCUCAAACUUCACCCAAUGAAGUCCAAAACGUGCCUGAUUUUCCGACAGAAAACAUGAGCCUUGCAAAAGGAAAUAUACUAGUAAGGACCCCGAGUAAAACUGAAGUAGGAUCAGUGCUCUCCCUGUCGAGCUCUUGCCACGGAAGGAAUAGAGGGUGUUUCUUGUUUUAUGCUCUGAGAGACCUAUUUGCUUACUACAACAAUUUAGUCGGUGUCUACGUGUUGCGUGUUGGUCUGUCUCUGGAGUCUAUGUUUUUAUCUGUUUUGAAAAGUCCAUGCUGACUGUAUCUAGUAAAGCGACCCACAAGUGAGUUAGUUGCAAAUAAGGGUGGCUGAACCUGAUGGGCAGCUCUAUUCCAUGUGUGUAUCCGUUUCCAAGUCAUGGGUCCGUAAAACAUUGUGAGGCGUGUCUUUGUUAUGUGAUAUUAUUGAUUAGUAUCAGAACAUGAAUGUGGUGAUUGGUUUUGGCUACCAAUGCAAA